This is a messenger RNA of Anopheles nili, 2175 nucleotides long. RefSeq lists its product as uncharacterized. Bases 1 to 1851 code for a protein of 616 amino acids. The transcript is spliced from 9 exons. The record is from RefSeq and is a predicted model, not a curated record. NCBI's taxonomy places the organism in Eukaryota, Metazoa, Arthropoda, Insecta, Diptera, Culicidae.
AUGGAUGGUUCAGCUUUGUCCACGUUCCCAAGAAGCUCCCGGUUGAGUCCAAAGCGAACCGGAAGCCAGACGAUGGCUGCAACUACCCUGGGCGCUGAGCCCAACAUCUCAACAACCACACUGAUCGACCGCAACCGGGAGUCGUUGGCCAACGGAGCGACACCGGCGCGAGAUCGACGAGACCGAGAAGGUGCUCCGGAUAGUCCACGUGACUCACCGGCCACCAACCGGAUCCGAUCGUUCAUGGGCAAAACACCGAGUGCCAUCAAGUCGAAGUUCCUGUCCGUGCUGGGCAAUAGCACCGAGAUCAUUAACGGAAUCUCCAACAAGAUCGAUGCCGCUCUUAGCCUAACGUCGUCCUCGGACACCGAAACUACGGCCAACCGCAACCAGAUGAAGGUGGACGAUAUGCUGCGGCGCAAGUACGAAUCGUCCAACAUGAAGCACCCAGACGAUUCGCGUGGAGAACAUCAGAUCGACUACGAAUUGCGUCGGGCGAAGGAACGGCGAGCUCACGAGGAGGUGCUUUCAGGACGCUACCGGAAUCCUGCCUUUUCACACCUGUUGCCACCACCGGCUUCUAGCACACCUCCACAACCAAUCCCAAUAGCGGCUCCAAUGGGGCCCUCGACGACUACAGCGAUGGUGGAAAAGGUUGAUCGGCCUCCAUCACACAGCCUCAGUGCGGAUUUCAGCCACAGCAAUUACAGUCAGAACUCGUACUCGCUCGACUCGAAAUCCCCACAAGCGUCAGCUGGUGCGAACGAGGGACCAGAAGGACUCCCGACGGUUCGAACCAACGUCGGAACCACACCGGAAGGUUUCCCUUGGGGCAAGGAAUGCACCAUGUGCCGUGAACCGCGGUUGGGUGUUCCGAGUAGCGCCUCCACCAGCGACAACGAGUCGUGCGCGUUCAGCGGGACACUGGAGUCGUCCGAGCUGAAGAUGUGGAUCCGUUCGGAGUCGGAAAACUCGGUACCAUCGUGGGCGUCCUCGAUCAGCCUCGACAGCCAGUCCGAGGAGGCGGUGCUCGACUUUAUGAAGCGUUUCGUGCGGAUUCUGUUCCACGAUAGUGCCACCAUCACGCUGCAGCUAAAGUCCGACUUUGGGCAGUACGCGCGGACGGAAACAGGACGGCUGUGGUUUUCCCGGCUGGUAAACGCUCAGCGCGCGAAAACGAAGCGCGUGGAUGAAUCGACGUUCUAUUCGCUGAUCCAGUAUUUCGCGAUCGUGCUGUUCGAGUGUGCCGAAAGCGAGGACUACUCACCGGCGAAAACUCUUAUGAACAUGUGCUUUACCUUUUACCACGAUAUUGACGUGCCGGGUUGUGAUCCGUACCGGGAGUACCUGUACACCUAUCUGCGCGAUCAGCCCAUCUGGCAGACGUUGCGAUUCUGGAAUGCGGCCUUCUUCGAUGCGCUGCAAACGGAACGCAAACAUCGCCCGGUGCCACCGACGGUUAAACAUUCGCCAAAUGCGGCACCGGGACAGGUGAAGGGCUCAGCAAAAGGUGGCGUGAUGGAUCCGUUCGCAGGACUUACGGAGGAUGGAAUGAUGAGUGGAGCCACGCUAGCCGUGCCGGAAAUGGAACGCUCUUCGUCGACCAGUGCUUGUGAUCGGACGGAUCCGGCUGAACUGCAGGAGGACAAGCAUUACCAUCAGAAUCUUAGCUUCGGGCAGCUUGGGAGUUUUACGUGUAACAUGCACGCGUUUGGGCUUUCGCGCGCGUUGUGCAACGAGUUUUUGCUGAAGCAGAGCGUUAUCGCUAACCUUUCUCCGGAGCAACAGAAGCUGCUCCAGGAGAACGUCGAUCGGAUGUACCGGGAAACGGAUCCUUGGCGGGAAAACUAGGACAUGGAAGGGCCACAACCUUGCGGCGCAUCGCCAAUGAUGAUAGACACAAAGCAAUCAACUGCUACAAAUUGUGACAAAAACAACCGGAUAGUAUUUUGUGAUAACUUUAUGUGAUGCCCCGUAGGCGACGAGGAAUCGCGCGCGAGUGUAGGAAAAUCGCAAAGUUUGAUGGCCAGCUGUGUGAGAGCGUCCAGACGCAAGCGGCAAGUUGUGUCAUUUCAACCCCUUGGACUUCGUUCAGUCGGAUAUCGCUCCCUCAUAUACACGUGCAUGCAAAUUGCAGUGGCAUUACGUUUGCCUGCUACACGCGGAAGUUUAUUC